AUGUUUUUUAACGAUACUGCCUCGUUUCCUUCCUCCUCCUCUAGCAGCAGCCCCAGCAUUAGCAGCGUUGGCUCCGGCACAGGGUCCAUAGCUCCUGAGGGCACAGAGGAGCCAGGGCGCAACGCUAGUCAGAAUGGGACCUUGAGCGAGGGGCAAGGGAGCGCCAUCCUUAUAUCCUUCAUCUAUUCCGUAGUUUGUGUCGUGGGGCUCUGCGGCAACUCAAUGGUUAUCUAUGUGAUCCUACGUUACGCCAAAAUGAAGACGGCCACCAAUAUCUACAUUCUUAACCUGGCCAUCGCAGAUGAGCUGCUCAUGCUGAGCGUCCCCUUUCUAGUUACCUCCACGUUGCUGCACCACUGGCCCUUCGGCGCACUGCUCUGCCGCCUGGUGCUUAGUGUGGAUGCAGUCAACAUGUUCACUAGUAUCUACUGCCUAACAGUGCUCAGCGUGGACCGCUAUGUGGCUGUGGUGCACCCGAUCAAGGCUGCCCGCUACCGUCGGCCCACAGUUGCCAAGGUAGUAAACCUGGGAGUAUGGGUGCUCUCACUAGUGGUCAUCCUGCCUAUCAUAGUCUUCUCCCGCACUGCUGCCAAUAGUGAUGGCACGGUGGCCUGCAAUAUGCUUAUGCCAGAGCCAGCUCAGAGCUGGCUUGUAGGUUUCGUCCUGUAUACUUUUCUUAUGGGUUUUCUCCUCCCAGUCGGGGCCAUCUGUUUGUGUUAUGUGCUCAUCAUUGCCAAAAUUCGCAUGGUAGCCCUCAAAGCCGGCUGGCAACAACGCAGGCGCUCAGAGCGUAAAAUCACCCUGAUGGUGAUGAUGGUAGUGAUGGUUUUUGUCAUUUGCUGGAUGCCCUUCUAUGUGGUGCAAUUGGUUAAUGUCUUUGCUGAACAGGACGAUGCUACUGUGAGCCAGCUCUCAGUCAUCCUGGGCUAUGCUAACAGUUGUGCCAACCCUAUCCUCUACGGCUUCCUCUCAGACAACUUCAAGCGCUCCUUCCAGCGCAUCCUCUGCCUUAGCUGGAUGGAAAACACAGAGGAACCGCUUGACUACUACGCCACCGCCCUCAAAAGUCGAGGAUACAGCGUGGAGGACUACCAACCAGACAACGUGGAGUCCAGAGGCAUCUAUGGCAACGGGACCUGCACCUCCAGAAUUAGCACCCUUUAA
Molecule: messenger RNA, 1164 nt
Organism: Gracilinanus agilis (Agile Gracile Mouse Opossum)
Lineage: Eukaryota; Metazoa; Chordata; Mammalia; Didelphimorphia; Didelphidae
Gene: SSTR1
Product: somatostatin receptor 1
Exons: 1
Coding region: 1-1164 (387 amino acids)
Biological process (GO): cellular response to estradiol stimulus; neuropeptide signaling pathway
Cellular component (GO): membrane; neuron projection
Molecular function (GO): neuropeptide binding; somatostatin receptor activity
Source: RefSeq, a predicted model, not a curated record